CAACUGCGACGUGAAGUCCACGAUACAAAGUGGAGAAAACCAACUAAACUGUAUUUUGAAUUAUUUACAAAGCACGACUGAUGCGAGUUUUUAUUGUGAUGAUAUCUGUGGGUUUGUAAAGAGUGUACGCGACGAUAAAAUACGAAACAUUUGUUUCUUUCAAUUAUCUUUUUCAAACAUGCUCGUGGUAGCUGGCUGGCUAAUAGCGUGCAACAUGUAAACAGCUACGGUUUAGUUUGAACAGCGACAGUAAUCAGACAAUACAUAACUAGCUGUCCACUAGGUGCAACAUGGGACGAAAGAAACAGGGCAAAAUGGUGCGCUCUGACAACAAGGGCAAAGACAGAGCGCACAAAAUGAAAGGGAAAACCUUAGAGGCCUUUACAGAAGAAAUGCACUCUGCAUUUGAAGCGAGUCUUCACCUGGAGGAGGGAGCAGAGGCUCCUCAGGUCAAACUGCCAUGUCCACUUGCCAUGUGGGAACUUGGUCACUGUGAUCCCAAACGUUGCACUGGCAGAAAGUUGGUACGCAAGGGAUUUGUGCGCAACCUGCGCCUCAGUCAGAGAUUUAACGGACUCAUACUGAGUCCAAUGGGCACAAAGUAUGUGACGCCAGCUGACAGAGAGAUUGUGGCCCACAGUGGAUUAGCAGUGAUUGAUUGCUCCUGGGCCAAACUGGAGGAAACUCCCUUCAGUAAGAUGAUUGGAAGUCAUCCCAGGUUACUGCCGUAUCUCGUAGCUGCGAACCCCGUCAACUAUGGCAAGCCUUGCAAGUUAUCUUGUGUUGAGGCGUUUGCUGCCACAUUCUGUAUCGUAGGUUUUGAAGAACUAGCAAUGCUUUUGUUGAAGAAAUUCAAGUGGGGGACAGUGUUCCUGGACCUGAAUAAAGACCUGCUGCAACGCUACGCUGCAUGCCAGUCAGAGGAAGAGCUGCUCGCUGUAGAACAGGAUUAUCUUACAGCUAAACCAGAGGAGGAGGAGUUUGAUCCAUUUGAUGUUGACUCAGGAAUGGAGUGUAUGAAUCUCAACAGACGUCAGUGUGUCCCAGAAGACGAUUCUAGUGAGGAUACUGAUGCAUCAGAGGACGAGGACGAUGAAGAUGAAAAAGCAGAAAAAAAUGAUGAGUCAACGACAGUCUCACAUAAUGAAGAAGAAGAGACAGAAUCAUGAUAAAGCACAUUUAAACUGAAUCCAUUUAAUACAAGGAUUAGUGAAUGUUUUUCAACAUUACUUCUACAUAAGUUGAAAGCUCUUUUGAGCUAUCCAGUUUUGUACAAAUAACCAAAACAAUAUGAAAACUCAAUAAAUGUAUGUUUUUUUGUAUUUAAAUGCA
Messenger RNA from Scomber japonicus (chub mackerel), 1332 nucleotides. RefSeq names its product TSR3 ribosome maturation factor (gene tsr3). The coding region runs from base 291 to 1169 and encodes 292 amino acids. Lineage: Eukaryota; Metazoa; Chordata; Actinopteri; Scombriformes; Scombridae. The record is from RefSeq and is a predicted model, not a curated record. Gene Ontology annotation, molecular function: rRNA small subunit aminocarboxypropyltransferase activity. Gene Ontology annotation, biological process: maturation of SSU-rRNA. The transcript is spliced from 6 exons.